AGUCUCUCGCAAAGAUGCCGCCAAAGGCCGAUUGGGAGAAGUACAAGAAGCCCGACGAAGAUAGCAGCAAGGAUGAGGACAAGAUCGUUGCCCUCGACGAGGGCGACAUCCAGCUGCUGAAGACAUACGGCCAGGGCCCAUAUGCUACGGCUCUCAAAUCAAUUGAGAAUGAGAUCAAAGAGGUCCAGAAGAGGGUCAAUGACAAGAUGGGGGUCAAGGAGACGGACACGGGUCUCGCUGCGCCGAACCUGUGGGAUGUGCCAGCCGACGAAGGGCGAAUGAGGGAGGAGCAGCCGUUGCAGGUGGCCCGGUGUACCAAGAUCAUCAAGGCAUCUGACAAGAGCGAAGAGCAGGAGGGAGCCAACGGAGAUGCGCGGGAAGGAGGAGCUGGAGCUGGCGCCGGGGGCCAGGGACAGGGUGGCGAGGCUGGGUCACAGGCCGGCGGAGGUGGUCUCGCAGGCACAUUGGGUGGUCUUGGUGGUCUCGGAGGGCUGGGUGGCGGACCUCCAACGGCUGAAGAGGAGGACAAAUACGUCAUCAACAUCAAGCAGAUCGCCAAGUUUGUUGUCGGUCUAGGCGAGAGGGUAGCUCCGACAGACAUUGAAGAAGGCAUGCGCGUUGGCGUCGAUCGACAAAAGUAUCAGAUUCAAAUUCCUCUUCCGCCGAAGAUCGAUCCGAGUGUCACGAUGAUGCAGGUCGAGGAGAAGCCCGACGUGACGUACGGAGACGUGGGAGGUUGCAAGGAGCAGAUCGAGAAGCUCCGCGAGGUCGUCGAGACGCCUUUGCUUGCGCCCGAGAAAUUCGUCAACCUCGGCAUUGACCCGCCAAAGGGUGUUCUUCUUUACGGACCUCCAGGGACGGGAAAGACGCUGUGUGCCCGAGCCGUGGCCAACCGAACAGAUGCCACUUUUAUUCGAGUCAUCGGCUCCGAGCUGGUGCAAAAGUAUGUGGGUGAGGGCGCCAGGAUGGUCAGAGAGCUCUUCGAAAUGGCGCGGACAAAGAAGGCGUGCAUCAUCUUCUUCGAUGAGGUCGACGCCAUUGGAGGUGCUCGGUUCGAUGAUGGAGCAGGAGGCGACAAUGAGGUGCAACGAACGAUGCUUGAGCUCAUCAACCAGCUCGACGGUUUCGACCCUCGAGGCAACAUCAAGGUUCUUAUGGCCACCAAUCGACCCGAUACAUUGGAUCCUGCCCUGCUCCGACCUGGUCGUCUUGACCGGCGCGUGGAGUUCGGCCUGCCGGACAACGAAGGACGGGCGCACAUCUUGCGCAUUCACGCCCGUUCAAUGAGCGUCGAAAAGGAUAUUCGCUUUGACCUCAUCGCGCGCCUCUGUCCCAACACGACCGGUGCAGAGCUUCGAAGUGUGGCCACAGAGGCUGGCAUGUUUGCGAUCCGAGCUAGGCGCAAGAUGGCAACGGAAAAGGACUUUCUUGAUGCCGUCGAAAAGGUCGUCAGAGCUGGACAGAAGUUCAGCUCGACUGGCUUGUACAGCAACUAUAACUAGAGGUCAUAUGUUGCUAGUCUUGCUGCUUCGAGCAAAAGAAAUACACACAGUCUUACUUCCAUUUCGACUGAAUGCUUUUGACAAUCACAUUUCCUCCAU
This is a messenger RNA of Acaromyces ingoldii, 1601 nucleotides long. Its product is annotated as putative RPT1-26S proteasome regulatory subunit. Gene Ontology annotation, biological process: proteasome-mediated ubiquitin-dependent protein catabolic process. Bases 15 to 1502 code for a protein of 495 amino acids. Gene Ontology annotation, cellular component: proteasome regulatory particle, base subcomplex. Lineage: Eukaryota; Fungi; Basidiomycota; Exobasidiomycetes; Exobasidiales; Cryptobasidiaceae. The record is from RefSeq and is a predicted model, not a curated record. The transcript is spliced from 6 exons. Gene Ontology annotation, molecular function: ATP binding; proteasome-activating activity; ATP hydrolysis activity.